AUGCGUACCGCUACCCUCUCCGCCGCUGCCCUCUUGGCUGGCUCCGCCAUGGCCGCCGAGUGCUCCCAGGGCCUACACAUUCUCGUCGGUCGCGGCACCGGCGAGGCCGCGGGCCUCGGCGAGACGGGUGCCCUCGCAAAGAACAUCAGCGCGCUUGUCCCCGACUCCGAUAUUGUCGCCAUCGACUACCCGGCCACUCUCUCGGACCCCAGCUACGACGUUUCUGAGAAGGACGGCGCCAAAGAUGUCUACAACAAGGUCACCCAGUACCACAAAGACUGCCCCGGCCACAAGAUGGCCUACCUCGGGUGGUCCCAGGGUGCCCAGAUUGCGAUCAACGCGUUUUGCGGCGGCCAGGGUGGACUCUUUGGCACCGAUGCUGCGAUUCCCGCCGAUGCGGUUCAAGAUGUUGUCGCGAUUGCCAUUUUUGGCGACCCAAGCUUCAACCACACUGCCCCCUACGUCAAAGGCACCAGCACUGCUGACGGCCUCUUUGUGCGAAACGGCAUUGGUGCAUGCGCCAACUUUACCAACAAGAUCGUGUCCUUUUGUGACACUGGCGAUGUUUACUGCAGCAGCGGACAGAACCGCUCGGUCCACGGCCUAUACCUGGUCAACUACCCCAAGGAGAUGAUCAAUUUCGUUGUCAGCGGCUACAACAAGGCCACGGGCAGCAACGUAGGCGGUGGCAACAGCACGGUAACGACCGCUAGCCCUACGGCCAGCUCCAGCGCCAGUGUGAGCGGUGGCAGCAGCAGCCAGGCGAGCCCUACGUCGAGCACCUCACCCACGGCCACGAACAACAAGAACGCCGCUGCCGGCCUUUCGACUGGCCUGAUGUAUGCUGUGCCUGUUGCUCUGGGUGUCGCGGCCCAGAUGCUUCUGUAG
Cordyceps fumosorosea ARSEF 2679 is the source of this 888-nucleotide messenger RNA. Its product is annotated as acetylxylan esterase precursor. The transcript has 3 exons. The record is from RefSeq and is a predicted model, not a curated record. Lineage: Eukaryota; Fungi; Ascomycota; Sordariomycetes; Hypocreales; Cordycipitaceae. Bases 1 to 888 code for a protein of 295 amino acids. Gene Ontology annotation, molecular function: hydrolase activity.